Molecule: messenger RNA, 7004 nt
Organism: Oncorhynchus masou masou (cherry salmon)
Lineage: Eukaryota; Metazoa; Chordata; Actinopteri; Salmoniformes; Salmonidae
Product: bifunctional heparan sulfate N-deacetylase/N-sulfotransferase 2-like
Exons: 17
Coding region: 1400-4069 (889 amino acids)
Cellular component (GO): Golgi apparatus
Molecular function (GO): deacetylase activity; heparan sulfate N-sulfotransferase activity
Source: RefSeq, a predicted model, not a curated record
UCAAACAUGUGUUAUGGGGGUUAAAAACCAAGCAUUAUAAUCGUAUUAACAUUAAGAAUACCAACAUAAUUAUGUUUCAAAUUGGGUCAUUUCAAUGAUUUUCCUGCGAUCAGAGUCAUUUCCCAAGAUUAACGUUUGGAUGUCCACUGUUACGAAAUAUCCCUUUUGCUCGCUAUGUAUGGUUCAUUCCGGAGUUUCGGCAGAAUACAUCGAUUGCUGAAUGAAGAUGGCGGAUUCACGAGCGAUGCUGUCAACUAGACUUGAAACUUAAGCAUUUGCAUAUUUUCUGUCAUUGUGCAUUUCAUGUGGAUAGCUGUCUUCCAAAGACGUACAUUGGUUUCGAAAGGCUGGACUGCUGAGUGUUGAAGAGGGCAGCGAUCCAACAUCGGAUGAAGCAAUUCUGAGGCUAUUCAACUCCGACACCGAAGGAGAUGACUUCAGUGGUUUCAGUGCACAGGAGGAAGAAGAUAGUGACCAAUGACUUUCUUGGCCCUCGUCUUGCAUGCUGCACACUCUGAGGCCUUCUGAGACUGACGGACAGACAGACGCAACACGCCUGAGGGACAGACACAAGGACAGCACCAGAGGAAGUCUCCACGGCAACAAGAGGUCAGAGACUGUCUCCCUGCCUGACCGACUCCGUCAGAUAAGGCCGACACACCAGUUUUCAGGCGUGUUCCUCUCUGCCGCCUUCAAGAUGAACAGGUUGGGCCUCCACAGGGGGCAGUGUUGAAGGCUGAGCCCCAGCCCGCCGAACCCCCAGCCGAGACUCUGCUGAACCCAACACACACGCACAGAAGGUCUGCCACACACACAACCUGAGAGCAGGAGCUACACCCCCACGAUACAACCAGCAUCUCCUGAUAACGGCCGUGUUUACGUGUGUACGAGGGAGCUGUGUGGUGUUCAGUGACGGGGAAAGGAGAGAGGAGAGAAACUGCUGAUCCGCCGAGAGGAGAGGAGGGGAGCGAGCGGAAGAGGAGGAGGAGUGUGUGAGGAACGCAGAGGGAGAAACCCAAUCCUCUUAGGUAGCAGAGCUGAGAGCUGAGGACGGGCGUGCCUGGGAGCCAGAGAGAGAGAGGUAGGAGAGUGCAGAGAUAGAGGGAGCCCAGAGACCAGCCCAGGCUGAGUCGGAGCAGCCAGACAGGCAGCGCGUUGUGCAUCCAAAGAGGUGGAAAGGCGAGCAGGGCCAAAGCCGGAAGGCGACUCAUGGGCUAUGGGGGCCAUGGUGACCUAGCGUAAAUGGCUAUCCCUCAGCACAGCUUGGUGCCCGUGUCUGCUGCUCAACCCUCCCCCUCUCUCUCCUCCUGUGUCCCUGCCCGCUGCUGUGCCCCGUUGCUGUUCGUCCCUGGCGCUGCCUUCUGCUCUGCGCCGGCACUGCCCCUGUCGUGCUGCGGCCAUGGUGGCCAGCCUAUGGAAGCUGGUGCGGGGUGUCAGGCAACUGGAGCUCCAUCGCCUCAUCCUGGCACUCAUCGUCUUCUGCCUUUUCUCUAUGGCUUUCCUGGCCUAUUACGUCAGCAACAGCCCCAAGAUCAAGGAGGCCCCCCCGCUGCCCUUCAGUGACUGUCGGGGGGUGCCGGCGGCUGUGGGAGAUGGGCAGCAGGCGCCCCUCUUCCUGCCUCACUCGGGUCGGCUGCGCCAGGUGAAGGCCAUGGACAACUCUCGUACAGACCCAGUGGUGCUGGUGUUUGUAGAGAGCAUCUAUUCUCAGCUGGGGCAGGAGAUCGUAGCCAUCCUGGAGUCCAGCCACUUUAGCUACCGCACCGAGAUCGCCCCGGGGAAGGGAGACAUGCCCACGCUAACGGAGCGCAACCGCGGACGCUACGCCCUGGUCAUAUACGAGAAUUUGCUGAAGUAUGUCAACCUGGAUGCCUGGAACCGCGACCUGCUGGACAAGUACUGCAUGGAGUACAGUGUAGGCAUCAUCGGUUUCUUCAAGGCCAACGAGAACUCGCUGCUCAGUGCCCAGCUUAAGGGCUUCCCUCUCUUCCUGCACUCACACCUGGGCCUGAGGGAUUACCGAAUCAACCACAACGCCCCACUGCUCUACAUCACCAGACCCAACGAGGUGGAGCAGGGCCCCCUGCCCGGGGACGACUGGACCGUGUUCCAAUCCAACCACUCCACCUAUGAGCCUGUCCUCCUGGCCAGCACCAAGUCCUCUGAUGCCCUGACCCACCUGGGGCCGCUCAGUGCUAUGCACGCCACCGUGGUCCAGGACCUGGGGCUCCACGACGGCAUCCAGAGGGUCCUGUUUGGAAACAACCUGUCCUACUGGCUGCACAAGCUGGUGUUUGUGGACGCCAUCGCCUACCUGACGGGCAAGCGGCUCUGCCUCUCGCUGGAGCGCCACCUGCUGGUGGACGUGGACGAUAUCUUCGUGGGCAAGGAGGGCACCCGUAUGAAGGUGACCGACGUAGAGGCCUUGCUCAAUACUCAAAACAAGCUGCGAACGCUGGUCCCUGAUUUCACCUUUAACCUCGGCUUCUCUGGAAAGUUCUACCACACAGGCACAGACGAGGAGGACCGGGGAGAUGACAUGCUGCUAAGGCACAGAAAGGAGUUCUGGUGGUUCCCCCACAUGUGGAGUCACAUGCAGCCCCACCUGUUCCACAACGUCAGCGUGCUGGCUGAACAGAUGAGGCUCAACAUGCUGUUUGCCCAGGAGCAUGGGAUCCCUACAGACAUGGGCUAUGCUGUGGCCCCCCACCACUCGGGGGUCUACCCUGUCCACAGCCAGCUGUACGAGGCCUGGAAGUCAGUGUGGGGAAUCAAGGUGACCAGCACAGAGGAGUACCCCCACCUCAGACCUGCCCGCUACCGCAGGGGCUUCAUCCACAGUGGCAUCCAGGUGUUACCCAGACAAACAUGUGGACUCUUCACUCACACUAUCUUCUAUAACGAGUACCCAGGAGGCUCCAAAGAGCUGGACAAGAGCAUCAGGGGAGGAGAGCUGUUCCUCACCGUCCUCCUCAACCCUAUCAGCAUCUUCAUGACCCACCUGUCUAACUACGGCAAUGACCGGCUGGGCCUGUACACCUUUGAGUCCCUGGUGAAGUUUGUUCAGUGUUGGACCAACCUGCGGCUGCAGACCCUGCCCCCCACGCAGCUGGCUGACAAAUACUUCCAGAUCUUCCCUGAGGAGAGGGACCCCCUCUGGCAGAACCCAUGUCAGGACAAGAGGCAUAAAGACAUCUGGUCGAAGGAAAAGACCUGUGAUAGACUACCCAGGUUCUUGGUCGUAGGCCCACAGAAAACAGGCACCACAGCCCUGCACUCAUUCCUGAGCCUCCACCCUGCCAUCACCAGUAGCUUCCCCAGUCCUGUCACCUUUGAGGAGAUCCAAUUCUUUAGCGGGCCCAACUACGACAACGGCAUUGACUGGUACAUGGACUUCUUCCCCUUCCCAUCGAAUGUCAGCACAGACUUCAUGUUUGAGAAAAGUGCCAACUACUUUGACACGGAGGUAGCCCCUAAGAGAGCGGCGGCCCUGCUGUCCCGGGCCAAGAUCCUGGCUGUGCUCAUCAACCCAGUGGACCGCGCCUACUCCUGGUACCAGCACCAGCGGGCUCAUCAGGAUCCAAUGGCCAUCAACCACACAUUCCAGGAGGUGGUGACAGCGGGGCCUGCCUCCCCCCGAGAGCUGAUCAUCCUGCAGAGACGCUGCCUUAAACCUGGGGCCUACGCCACCCACCUGGAGCGCUGGCUACACCACUACCAGCCCAGCCAGGUGCACAUAGUGGACGGGUCCCAGCUGCGUUCCAACCCUGCCCUGGUCAUGGAGGGCAUCCAGAGGUUCCUGGGGGUCACACCCAUCUUCAACUACACUCAGGCUCUGACAUACGAUGAAAGUAAAGGGUUCUGGUGCCAGCGGGUGGAAGGUGGACGACCCAAGUGUCUUGGCAAGAGUAAAGGCAGGAAAUACCCUGACAUGACCCCUGAGUCGCGUGCCUUCCUGACGGAGCAUUACCGGGAGCACAACAUGGAGCUGCUGAGGCUGCUGAACCGGCUGGGCCAGCCCCUGCCCGCCUGGCUAAGAGAGGAGCUGCAGAGCUCCAGCUGGAGCUGAGAGUGGAACCACAGUCUGGAAUGGAGCACUGCCCCACCCGGCUUGGCCCGGGGGGAGAGGGCCCUGUUCACCCACACCCACACCAGUCACUACAGAGGGUGGAUGAGGUGAGAGGGCGGGAGGACAGCCCCCUAUCAGGACAAUGGACUCCGAAACGCCACUGUAACAACCAAACCUCAUGGGUGGAAUAAUGACCUCUAAUAAGAGAGUUAAUGAGUUGGACUGAAACACCUUGCAGUCGCACACAUGGUCUUCAUCCAGAAAGUAGAGGCCUUGUCUAAGCCUGCAGACGAUUAGACUGACUGAUGCCAGGGUCUGGUAGACUGGGGGUGGGGAGGUCUAAUGUCACCAGACCAUUAGAAUGACUGAUGCCAGGGUCUGGUAGACUGGGGGUGGGGAGGUCUAAUGUCACCAGACCAUUAGACUGACUGAUGCCAGGGUCUGGUAGACUGGGGGUGGGGAGGUCUAAUGUCACCCGACUAUUUAACAGGAACUGAACUCACAGGAUAUCCUGUGGCCCUGUAGCGCAUGAAUGAGCUCGGAAACAUACGUGGUCACAAGAUCACACACACACACUUCUCAUUUCUUCAGAAGAAUGAUUGUAAAACGUUGUACAUUUUAAAUCUGUUGUAUAUUUUGGGCGGGGGGGGGGGAUGUGACAGAAUAGACAUUGACUAAACGAGACAGCGUACUGUAAUGCUCUGGACAGAGGCGUGUGCCGUAGGAUGGAUGUGGGGUAUUAAUCACAUGCCACAGCACCUCCAGACUCUCUCUGUGCAUUCCACUACCCCAUAGCUGAGGCCAUUCUGACAAACAAACUGUCUACUAAAGGCCACAGUCGACAGAGAAACCACACACUUUAACAUGCACUUUCCCCAACUCUCACAUAGGUACCCAGACAGUUUAGAGCUGCGUAGAGAGAGGAGGAUAAGCUAGAGGGAGAUGGAAAAAGAGAGGGUCUAUGUCUCUCUGCCUGUGACUGUCUGUCUUAACAGGAGCUGCUGUCUUGUUUGGUUUAUUUUGUAAAAACUACAAAACAAAGACCAACGCUGUAUCAUCUCUAAUAAACUCAGAGAGGUUGGAAUGGAUUGUUUAUUUAUUAAAUUUUUUUACCCACAGCUUCUGCAUGUCUGUCAAUGCAGGAGCCACUGUCUUUUACCCAUCUGAUGCUGUCUACAGAAGACUGGAAUGGAAACGGCAGUACCUCCAGUGUUUGACGGACAGGAGACGAGAGGUACAUAUUAUAGUCUGCAGUACAGUAAUUCUACUCUUCGGGAAGGCAUCUUUUCAAUGUAUUAUUCCACAGGAUCUAUCAUUUAUGUAAGUGAUGAAGUCAGAGACCCUGGUGUUUGGAGACUAUAUUGGCACGGGUGUUAGGCUCGGGCCGGCAAACCGUGCCAAUAUAUCCUCCAAACACCGGCUUUGAGGGCAGUAUCACUUAACUAUGUCGCAUGACGAAUCUGUGUGAAACCUGUUAAAUGGGCAGAUCAUGUUCAUUAUUCACGGUCCAGUGUUAACAAGGGACUUGACCACAAUCUCCAAAGUCCCUUAGCUGGAUAGACUCCAGUAGGAGUGCGUGGGUAAAAUCACUGGGGAAGCCAAGCCCCCCUCAAAAAAUAAGCCAUAUAACAAGCAAUGUGUUACCUUACUCUGCAUUGGUUUGGCACAGACAAGAUACAUUUCUAUCCUGGAUGGAUGGACUAGCACACACUUACUUACAUGAAAAUGACAAAACUGACCACUUAUGUUGAAAUGUAAUUUUAAUGAAAUACUUCUCAGAUUGUUUCCAUAAUAACAAAGCUAUGAUGAUCUACUAACAUUCAAACAAACACUUGAUCGUUUAAGUCAUGGUUUUAUUUAUUAUAUGGUCAUGCAAAAAUCCAGCAUCCAAAUGAAAACGGAGUAUAGUCAUAUGUAUCCUUACUAUAUGAUUACAGUGAAGUAAAUAUACCUUUUUUAUUUUAUUUUUUGUACUUUUUUUUAAACGUGAUAUCACUUCAUUUCAAUAUUUGAGACGGAGACAUUUUCAUUGACCUUGAGGAUGCAAGUAACAUAUAGAUUUCCAUUUUUGUAAUCAAGUAAACACAGACAGUGAAAAAUAUUACCAGAAAGUAGACAUGCAUAUUUCUUUCUCUUGUAAAACUGCAUAUAUAGUUGUUAAAGUGUGUGGCUUUUAAUGUAUUUUUCAGUAUUUGUUUUUGUAAGUAUAUCAAGGCCCUCUUCCUGUCCUGCUAGCUAGUUCGGUAGGCUAUAGUAUAAUCCAAGGUUAACUAUCCUUCCCUCAAUAACUAUUUCUCUCCUCUUCUUCCCUUUGAAUUAUUUUGAAGAGUUGAAGUAAACCGCAUAGUAGUUCUCAUUCCCAUGGCUGUGUGAACACCGACGCAAUGAAUGGAAGCAUCAGGCCCAGUGGGAGAGAGAGAGGCCAGUGCCCACAGCACAAAGUCAGGAAAAACUAUUUGAGCCAAAAAAACAUCACACAGUUCAGUACUGUAUACAUUGCAUUAUGGUGCAAAAGGGAAACAGUUUCAUGGCAGGUAUGUCACAAUGCGCAGUAGGGUGGGCGGGGCCAGUUGUGACCAUGAUAUGAACACCGAGCACAGGUUUUGUUUUAACGCGUUUCAUUCAACAUAUUUUGAUAUAAUUUUCUAUGACCAAGAGUCUCAUCGGUAGGUUGUUGUCUUUUCGGUGCCCGGCCUUCCACAGGUUCAAUGGAACGCCAGUACUAUGGAACUGCUUAGCACAGAAAUGAAGGGGUUAACAGCAAGCAUCACCCCUCUGGCGGUACAAAGUCACAAGUUGCUACAACACAGUGAAAAACAGUGUUCCAAUGUUUUACCAUUAUCACAAAGAUAUGUUUUUAAAGGGAGAUUGUUUUUAGCGUGUAUUUUUGUGUGUCUCUCAUAACAAACAAAUAAAUGCAACAAUUUCAAAGAUU